UAUGCUGAGAUGUGGGUCUUUCACAUGUUCACAUAAAUCUCGGUGGAGGUUUUCCUUUACAUUAUUUUGUUACGGUUAUGCUCCGGAUUUCAUAAGACAAAUAAUCUGUCUGAAAAGAAGCGGACCUUUUCACUAAACUUAAAGUAUAAAAUAAAACGGACUCAAAAUGAUGACCACCAGAGAAAGAUGGCGAGUAUACAAGCGGGUCAGCUUCAUGUUCUUCUUGGCACUAGUGACUCUUGCUGUCGUCCAGAGAGGAAACUUCAGCUUACUACAGGACUUGCAGACGGAGAGAAUCGAAAGGCAGGUGCGUACGGAGCUCAUGGGUGAAGUCGACCUGCAAAAUCGGGCAUAUCCUCCCAUUGCCUUAAACUUCUGGAAGAAGCAUGUGCAAACGGUUACAGAACAUCCUAAAAUAACACAGGACCAAAUGCCCACGACCUGGGAUAUCAGCAGCUCCAACUGCACCGCCAACUUUAACUUCACAUCUGCAGAUUGGUUCGAGGGGCUUGAAUCCAAUUUUAAGCAAUUUCUGCUCUAUAGGCACUGCAGAUACUUUCCUAUCCUAAUCAAUCACCCAGAGAAAUGUGCCGGGGAAGUCGACUUGUUGGUGGUCAUCAAGUCGGUAAUAACCCAAUUUGACCGGAGAGAGGUGAUAAGGCAAACUUGGGGCAAAGAGCAGGUGAUCGAUGGAAAAAGAAUCAAGACCCUUUUCCUUCUUGGGACGUCUUCAAAUGAAGAAGAGCGGGCCAACCAUCAAAAACUUCUGGAGUAUGAGGAUUACAUUUAUGGGGAUAUACUUCAAUGGGACUUUAUGGAUAGUUUCUUCAACCUUACCCUAAAAGAGACCCACUUCUUGAAAUGGUUCUCCACUUACUGCGGAAACGCUCGCUACAUCUUCAAAGGAGAUGAUGAUGUGUUUGUCAGCGUUCCCAACAUCUUGGAGUACCUGGAUGCAAGCAAAAACUUGAAAGACCUGUUUGUCGGUGAUGUCAUCCUUAAUGCCCGGCCCAUUCGCAAAAAACAGAACAAGUACUACGUCCCCGACGCCUUGUAUAAUAAGACCCACUACCCGCCGUAUGCCGGUGGAGGUGGUUUUCUGAUGGAUGGCCCAGUCGCACGUAAACUCUACGGUGCAUGUGAUACGCUGGAGCUUUAUCCCAUCGAUGAUGUGUUUCUUGGCAUGUGUCUAGAAGUGCUUCAAGUGACUCCAGUUAAACACAACGCUUUUAAAACGUUUGGGCUCGUGAAGGAUAAAAACAGUAAGUUAAACAGGGAGCCGUGCUUUUUUAGGAGCAUGAUAGUGGUACAUAAAUUGCUCCCACCAGAUUUAAUAAACAUGUGGAAACUGGUCAACAAUGAUACCUUAGUUUGUUCACAGAAAAUGGACAUCUUCUAGUCUUGGCGUGUAAAAAAUCAAAGGAUAUUUAAAUAAAUAUGUGAAUGAAACUUUGAGGUGACUCAAAUACAAAGUACUCAAUUUUAUGAGGAGAACUUUUUAAUGUAGCGAAUCAAGGAGCUUGUGAUUUGCAUAAUGUGAUCGAUGAAAAGACAGAUGGGCAGAAAUGCAUGCACUUAAUGUUAAACGUAACUACAAGCAGUACUGAAUAAACACAGGGAUCUAUUCUACACACAUUUCUUAAACGAGACCUAAUGCUUAAAGGGUCCCUAGUCCCAGACUACCUUAAAUGUUGGUGUUGUCUUGAUCGAAAACAAUUGCUCUGACAUAUCUUAAAAUAUAUCAGUGCGAGUGUUGUGUCUCGAGGAAUACAUCAGUGAUGUUUAUUUAUAAAAUAUGGUUUUAAAAAUGACUUAAAUAUCCUAAUUAACCAAGACCUAGUCCUGGUUUAAGAUAAUCCCGGUCUGGGAAAUCGCCCCAUAGUCUCUACCUCACCGGUUUUCAGUGUCAUUCUGCCCCUAUGUGGAUGAAUGUUACCUUAACAUGUUUUUUUUUUAAGUCCGUUCAUAAAACAAAUAAUGGUAUUAGUCACAAAAUGAUAUGCAUUACACAAACUACUAAGACAUUUCAUCAUAUGAAUUAUAAUAAUAAUGUUAUUUCCAAUUUUAUUCUAAGUAUUUAUGAAGUGAACAAUCAUUUCUCAUAGACUUUAUGCGUUUUGGUAGAGGGUUUAUUUUCAAACUGUGAACAUCAAACAAACUGCUGGUACAUGUAUGUAAUGAUAAAUUAAUUUAUGAAAUUCCUCCUUGAAUUGGGAGGUGGAGCUGGACUUUGUGUAUUUAUUUGUAUGGUUAAAGGUUAUGCAAUACAUGAUUGUUUGUAAUCCGGACUGUAAGGUGUGAUUGUGUAAAAAGUACUAGAAUGAACGAAUUAAGGUGAAAUGAAUUAGUAUUUGUAAAUAAACAUUUUAUUUUCAAAGAACAA
Messenger RNA from Misgurnus anguillicaudatus (oriental weatherfish), 2383 nucleotides. RefSeq names its product UDP-GlcNAc:betaGal beta-1,3-N-acetylglucosaminyltransferase 7 (gene b3gnt7). Gene Ontology annotation, molecular function: UDP-glycosyltransferase activity; hexosyltransferase activity. Gene Ontology annotation, cellular component: Golgi membrane. The record is from RefSeq and is a predicted model, not a curated record. Lineage: Eukaryota; Metazoa; Chordata; Actinopteri; Cypriniformes; Cobitidae. Gene Ontology annotation, biological process: poly-N-acetyllactosamine biosynthetic process; protein O-linked glycosylation.